This is a messenger RNA of Quercus lobata, 2619 nucleotides long. RefSeq names its product O-fucosyltransferase family protein. The transcript is spliced from 10 exons. Lineage: Eukaryota; Viridiplantae; Streptophyta; Magnoliopsida; Fagales; Fagaceae. The coding region runs from base 173 to 2224 and encodes 683 amino acids. The record is from RefSeq and is a predicted model, not a curated record. Gene Ontology annotation, cellular component: Golgi apparatus; trans-Golgi network; cytoplasm.
AACUUUCUCAAUCUUUCCGUCUCUCUCUCUCUCUCUGACUCUCUCACUUUUCAUUUUCUCAACCACUCUUUUACACUAUUUUCAGACUCAGUUCCUUGUUUAGUCAGGGAGAGAGAGAGAGAGAGGGAGAGACACAGACACAGACACACACAGAGGGGUUCUUCAAUCUUCAAUGAAAGGGGAGGGAAAGAUGGUGUUGAAUUCUAGAAUGAAAUGGGUUGGUCUGGUUGGACUUGUGCUCUCUGCUUUUUCUCUCUUCAUUCACUUUUUGCUUGCUAGAUUUAGUGCAGAGGCCAUUGUAGAUUACCAGUCUUCAAUCACUCUCUUCUCUUGGCGACCCAUCUUUGAAAGUCCUCUUUUUCCCAUAACUAGUCCAAUGUAUAGAAGACUGUGGGGUCCUGUAAGGCGUCUUGAGUUUUUGCAUCCUGAUGCAAAUCCAAGAGGACACUAUGCUGAUGUCAGUUCACAAACAAAUGGGUUUAUCUUUGUUAGAAUACAAGGAGGUUUCCAUGAGAUCAGGAAUUCGAUAUGCGAUGUGGUUGUGGUUUCUCGGCUUCUAAAUGCUACUUUGGUAAUUCCUGAGAUCCAAUCAACUACAAGCAAGAAGGGGAUUAGUUCUGAGUUCAAGAGUUUUGCAUACCUGUACAAUGAGGAACAGUUCAUGGCAGCAUUAGCAAAAGAUGUGAAAGUUGUAAAGACUCUUCCAAAAAAUCUCAAAUGGGCAAGAAGGAAGAAAGAAAUUCCAAGUUUCAAAGUGCGUUACUCAGCUUCACCAUAUUAUUAUCUGAACCAAGUUCUUGUAGUAUUGAAGAGGCAUUCGGUGGUUGAACUAGUUGUGUCUGAAGGUGGAUGCUUGCAGGCCAUCCUUCCUCCCCAACUUCAACACAAUGAAGAGCUUCAAAGGCUGAGAUGUAGGGUUGCUUUCCAUGCUCUACGGUUCCGGCAAGAGGUCCAGGAACUUGCCACCAAAAUUUUACUUAGGUUAAGGGCUCCUGGACGGCCAUUUAUAGCCUAUGAUCCUGGGAUGACGAGAGAUGCUUUAGCAUAUCAUGGAUGUGCGGAACUCUUCCAGGAUGUACAUACUGAAUUGAUCCAGCACAAAAGGUCUUGGAUGAUGAAACGUGGGAUUGUCAAGGGGAAGCUUCCAGUGAAUUCAGCUAAGCAACGCCUUAAUGGUUCUUGUCCACUAAUGCCAGAAGAGGUUGGUAUUCUUCUUCGUGCUUAUGGAUACUCAUGGGACACGAUAAUAUAUGUCUCUGGCGGAGAAGUCUUUGGUGGUCAAAGGACAUUAAUUCCUCUUCAUUCUAUGUUUGAAAAUGUUGUUGAUAGGACCUCCCUUAGCACCCCAUGGGAGCUUACUUGGAUUUAUGGUCGUGAGGCUAACCUUGUCAGCAGCUAUCCUAGUACUCCACCUUCGAUUGAGAAAGAGAUGAAGCAUGAAGCUUGGAAAACUGCAGGCCCACGCCCUCGGCCGCUUCCACCACCUCCAGCCCGACCAAAAUCAUAUAACAUUGAAGGUUGGUGGGGUUGGGUGGCUGAGAGCGAUAAUGAGCCUGAGAGCACGGUAAUGGAAUUGCGGACCAAUGCCCAUAAAUUGCUAUGGGAAGCAAUUGACUAUGUUAUAUGCAUUGAAGCUGAAGCGUUCAUCCCUGGAUUCGAUCGUGAUGGCAAGGGACAUCCAAAUUUUGCUAGCUUGGUUAUGGGGCACAGACUCUAUCAGUCAGCUGCACUGAAAACAUAUAGGCCAGACAGAAAAGAAGUUGCCAAGCUUUUUGAAAAAAUCCAGGAUCAUCUAUAUCAUGCAAACCAUACUUGGCUAAAAUCAGUACGGAAGCAUAUGAGAAAGAGAUUGAUUGAUGGACUAAUAGAAGCAUCUACGAAAUCAAAACCAAUGUCUUUUCUCUCUCAUCCAGUUCCUGAAUGUUCUUGCUUGAUGUAUGACUCUACUGAAACAGAAGUUCAUGCUUCAAGCCCUUCAACUCAAUCACAAGUUCAGGCUGCUCUUGGCAUUGCGCAUCAAUGCCCGGCCUGGAUGAAAAGUGAUUUGAUAUUGUGGUCAAAAGACAAGGAUAAUGAAGAGGAUCUUGAUGAGGAUGAUUCCACAUCAUCUGGAUUGUUUUUCCGACAAGGUGGUGAAAAUCAUGAAAGUGGAGGUGGGGAAUCAAACAACAAAGAAGAAGCUCAAAUGGAUGAUCAAGAGGAGCUUGAGGGUGGAGAAAGAUAGUGAGAGACGAAAUGAGUGCCAGUGAUGGUGUCUCUUUGUGUGCUCAUUAUGCACUUUUUACAGCUUCGUUAGUUGUAUAUAAAUGACAAUUUUAUUUGUCUGUUCCAGGAAAGGUCGGAAUUUAUUCUCAACUUUAGUUCAACAAGACAAGCAAGUUCUCUAACUAUGGUUCAAGAACUCAGUGACUCGGGCACAUUUUAAUUCAGCUCAUGUCAGUUUGGAUCCGCAGCUCUGGUAUGAAGCACUUUUAUGUUGUAUUGGAUAGUGUAAUUUAGUUUAGUUCAAUACCCUUUGGGGAAUAUCUUCUUACUCUCUUCAUAUAUGUAACCACACAAUCAAUUUUGAUGUAACUUAGCAUGUCUAUGGAAAUUUGAAAAUCUAAUUUGUCUGUUGUA